Alternaria atra is the source of this 1038-nucleotide messenger RNA. RefSeq lists its product as uncharacterized. Gene Ontology annotation, biological process: positive regulation of transcription by RNA polymerase II. Bases 1 to 1038 code for a protein of 345 amino acids. Lineage: Eukaryota; Fungi; Ascomycota; Dothideomycetes; Pleosporales; Pleosporaceae. The transcript has a single exon. Gene Ontology annotation, cellular component: nucleus. Gene Ontology annotation, molecular function: DNA-binding transcription factor activity; transcription cis-regulatory region binding. The record is from RefSeq and is a predicted model, not a curated record.
AUGCCUUGGUCUUUCCAGAUCGAAGGUAUGCUUGACGCCAUUCUGGCCAUUUCUUCAGCUCAGUUGGCACGGCGGAGCCAGGAUGCAGAUCGCGCGAAACAUCUUCGGGCCGUGUCUUCUCGCCAUGAGAGGAAAUGCUACCAAUUCAUCAAGGAGCGCCUACAUCCAUCGGGUGGACUGCCAGAAGACACAUACCAGGUCACUGCGGUAAUCCUCAUCCUGGUAGGGCUUGAAGCGCUCAAUGGUGUCAAGACUACGAGGUGGAUAUCGCAACUAAAGAGUGUUCAACGGAUACUGAGCGCACUCACUCCGGAACAGAGCAUCAUGGACUGCGUUGAGGUUGAUUCUCUGCAUCGACACUUCACUUAUCACUUCGCCUCUGCGUCUCUUAUGGCACGCGUCUCAAACGCAGGAAAGGCAUGUUCAACAGAGCAGGGCUUGAUACCAAUCAGUGCCGCUCUAAUGCCAGGCACAAUCGACCCGCUCAUGGGCAUCUCGUACCAGUUAUGCGAUCUCAUCUCUCGAAUCCAGUACGUGACAUCCUCAAAUCCAGCAUUUCCGCUCGCUACCGAGGCGUCUUUCAACGUUAUCGAGCAGGGCAUACAGAAUUGGACUUACGACAAUCCAUUUGCACUCGGUGUCGACACCCCUAUAGCUCUCGAUCUUAUCGCUUUGGCAGAAGCUUACCGUUUGGCGGCCCUCAUUCAGCUCUAUCGAACCUCACCAAGCCAUUCUGCCAACAUUGCAGGCUGUGCUGCACGCGCGAUGGAGUUCAUUGCUCGCAUACCACCUGGAAGCGCUGCGGAGUCUAGCUUACUCUACCCUAUAUUCCUAGCAGGGGCUGAGCUCGAUGAUGAAGCCGCCAUUGAGAAAUGCUUUCGAAGGCUAGAGGACAUCCAGAAGAGGAAUCGCUACGAGAACGUCGAAUGUGUCCAAAAGGUGCUUAAAGAAGUAUGGCGACCGAAACUUGAAGGCGGUCAAAGAAGAGACUGGGAAGAGGUGGUGAGAGAGUGGAAUUGGUCGUUCACUCUGGGUUAA